ACGUCCACGCCGGUCAGACGACCUCGUCGACCUCAUUUGUUCGCUAUUAAAAAAAACCCUAAAUUUUGUUAUUUACAUAAAAAUUGUAAAUUAACGGCGCCAGAAAUGAUUGGCUAACUCAACAGGUAAACAUCGUGGGAUCAAAAUCAAAAUAACUAUGGGUACUGUUUAUGCGAAGGAACCCUCAAAAUCCCAGAAUUUGGGCUCUUCACUGGGAGGCAGAAAACCAAAUCUAGGAGAUAAGGAUACUUAUUAUAAUGGAGGAUCCAAUCUCUCUGCAGAACCUGGAACUCCACAGAAAGCUGUGCGGAACUUGGGCGAUAUUAAGACACGUGUAGAUAAAGUGCACGUGGAUGGUCUCGUUCGCACGAAAGACGAUGUGGUAAAAUCCCAGCUGAAAGAACUUUUUAAAGCUCAUAAUUUCGACGACCUUAUUUUACAAACUUACAAUGUUCGAAGAAGGCUCGAAUCACUAGGAUGUUUCAAAAACAUCAACGUGUUCAUCGAUGCAAGUCAAGGACCUAAUUCCACUCCGGAGGGGGUAGAAGUUACAUUUACUGUUCGUGAGCUCAGGAGAAUAAGAGGUUCUAUAAACACAGCAGUUGGGAAUAACGAAGGUUCUGUCACGCUUUCCACAGAAGCGCCUAAUAUUUUUGGAAGAGGGGAACGCUUAACUGCAGAGUACUCCUACGGAACAAAAAACUCCAACCAUAUUAACAUUUCGGCGAUAAAGCCUUUCUUUGACAGCAGACAUCAAAAAGUUCUAACGACAAGUAUAUUCCGAACUUCGAGCGACUUUCCGUGGUCUGGAUAUAAAUUAAGCAACAAAGGGUUCCUGGUAAACUUGGCAGUGAAUCAGGGAAAGCGUAGCAAGAUAAUGCACAAUUUCCAAUAUGAAGCGGACAUCAGAAAUGUAACUGCCUCGAAGCAAGCAGCUUUUCAGGUUCGCGAGCAAUGCGGCCCGACUUUGAAGUCAGCUAUGAGGCACAUCUUUUCAAUUGACAAGAGGGAUGCUACGUUAUUUCCUUCCAAGGGUUCACUGAUUGAAAUAACGACGGAACUUGCUGGCCUCGGAGGAAAUAUUGGAUUCUUAAAGAACGAAUUGAAUCUACAAACCAAUUGGACUGUAUUUGAUGACCUCACAUUCCAGCUGGGAUUCCAGUCCGGAUUUUUACGAGGAAUCAGCAACGACCUUAAAAUAAAUAUCGUGGAUCAAUUCUUCCUCGGAGGGCCCUUGAGUCUCAGAGGUUUUGAGAUGCGGGGCCUCGGACCUCGAAGCGAUGGCAGUUCUUUGGGUGGUGAUAUUUUCUGGGCUGCAGCAUUGCAUUUAUAUACGCCACUUCCAUUCCGACCAAGUUUUGCUGCCUUUAUCAAGCUUCAUGGUUUCAUUAAUGCGGGCAAUUUGAAUAACUUGUCAGAUAUGAAGACUGGCAACGAUUACGACGAGUACCUGAAAAUAUUUACGCACAACGUGCGCUGUUCAAUGGGCUGCGGCAUCGCAAUGAUUUUAGGAAAUAUGGCACGAGUGGAAUUGAACGUAAUUAUGCCCAUUUUGUUCGCGAGGAGCGAUGCGUUAACUCAAUUUCAGUUCGGGAUAGGUGUAAAGUACUUGUAAACAUCUCAAACUCAAAAAUAGGAUUCUUUUUUUUUUGCAUGAAGACAUCACAACAUUUGAGACUAGUUUCCCCAUAAAAGUCUAGUCUAGUACAAAGAUUUUAUCACUUGUCCAGACGAAGCAUUUGAAUUUGUGAAGUGUACCGGACUGCCUCGUUUGUAGAGUAUUUUUAGAAUAAAAAACCUUUAUAAUCUUU
Messenger RNA from Belonocnema kinseyi, 1811 nucleotides. Its product is annotated as sorting and assembly machinery component 50 homolog. Gene Ontology annotation, biological process: mitochondrial respiratory chain complex assembly; protein insertion into mitochondrial outer membrane. Gene Ontology annotation, cellular component: SAM complex; outer membrane. Bases 158 to 1615 code for a protein of 485 amino acids. The transcript has 8 exons. Lineage: Eukaryota; Metazoa; Arthropoda; Insecta; Hymenoptera; Cynipidae. The record is from RefSeq and is a predicted model, not a curated record.